GAUGCUCCGUGAACGCACCACCGGUAGAGCAAACCAAGGAAGUGUUGCUGCUGCUGCGUGACGACCGUGACGACGUGCCUAUCGGAGAAAUACAGAGAGCAGUCAGCGCGAGGCUGGAGAUCACCAGCUGUUAACCACGAGCUGCUCUUCAAUCCGCCCGCUGUUUAAACCCUGCGUUUACUCUCCUGUGUACUCUCCUGUGUACUCCCGUGUACUCCCGGAGCCUGAGCAUGGUGUUGCGGGAGGUCCCGGUGGAGAACAUCGCCCGUCCCCUGGGCAGGAACGAGGUCAUCGGGCUGCUGUUCCGGCUCACCAUCUUCGGAGCAGUGACCUACUUCACCAUCAAGUGGAUGGUGGAUGCCAUAGACCCCACCAGGAAGCAGAAGAUGGAGGCUCAGAAACAGGCGGAGAAGUUGAUGCGUCAGAUUGGGGUUAAGAACGUGAAGCUGUCUGAAUACGAGAUGAGCAUCGCUGCUCACCUGGUCGACCCGCUCAGCAUGCAGAUAACAUGGAGAGAUAUAGCUGCCCCUCUCAUUCCCCUUCUCCCCCUCUCGGUGAUCCUUCCCCAGAAGAGACAUUUGUUCCAGGGAUCCCCCUCAGGCGUGUUGCUGUACGGACCCCCGGGCUGUGGUAAAACCCUGAUCGCCAAGGCGACGGCGAAGGAGGCGGGCUUUCGUUUCAUCAACCUGCAGCCGAGCACGCUGACGGACAAAUGGUACGGAGAGUCCCAGAAGCUCGCCGCCGCUGUCUUCUCAUUGGCUGUCAAACUGCAGCCGUCAAUCAUCUUCGUAGACGAGAUAGGACACACACACACACACACACACACAGACAGACACACACACACACACACACAGACAGACACACACACACACACACACACACACACACAGACACACACACACUGUCAGGUUAUCAUUAUGGGAGCCACUAAUCGUCCUCAAGACCUGGACUCUGCUAUUCUGAGGAGGAUGCCGACCAGGUUUCACAUCAACCAGCCGAGCAUGGGCCAGAGAGAGCAGAUCCUCAAACUCAUCCUGGAGAACGAGAGCGUGGACCACUCAGUCGACCUCGUCGACGUCUCCAGGGAAACAGACGGUUUUUCAGGAAGUGACCUCAGAGAGAUGUGUCGCGACGCUGCUCUGCUCUGCGUCCGAGACUUUGUCCACGCUCAGAACGACAGUCCCACGGAGGACUUCAUCCGUCCCAUCCAUCAGUCAGACCUGAAGAAGGCCGUCGGGAAGAUGAAGAAAUCUAAGAUGGCGGGAGGACACGGAGGCCUGCUGCACGCUGCUCUGGACUGAACACACAGACACACACACACACACACACACACACACACACACACACACACACACACACACA
Molecule: messenger RNA, 1362 nt
Organism: Perca flavescens (yellow perch)
Lineage: Eukaryota; Metazoa; Chordata; Actinopteri; Perciformes; Percidae
Gene: atad1b
Product: ATPase family AAA domain containing 1b
Biological process (GO): extraction of mislocalized protein from mitochondrial outer membrane
Cellular component (GO): mitochondrial outer membrane
Molecular function (GO): ATP hydrolysis activity; ATP binding
Source: RefSeq, a predicted model, not a curated record